Rotaria sordida is the source of this 378-nucleotide messenger RNA. Lineage: Eukaryota; Metazoa; Rotifera; Eurotatoria; Philodinida; Philodinidae. The record is from the annotation of a GenBank genome assembly.
AUGUUGCUUACCAUUUUGAACAAACUCGAUAAUGUUGAUGUAUUAUAUUCACUGAAAGGAGUCAAUCAAAAAUUUGAUAGAUUGGCUCGAAGUAUUGACUUUACACAACCUCUUGAUCUUACAACAAUAUCAUCAUAUGAAGAUGAUUACUCAAAAAUUAAAUCAAUGUUCGAUCGACUCUGUUUUUAUAUAUUACCUCAAAUUCAACACAAUGUUCAAUGUCUUACUCUUGAUCCUUGGUCAAUGAUUAGUGUUCUUUCUAUUGGAAAUUAUCCUAAACUUCAUAAACUUACUCUUAUUCAUCAUAAAGUUGAAAUAGCUGAUCGUAUUUUCUGUACCAAUUCAUCAUUUGUUUCCAUAUUUCAACAUCAGAUCUGA